UGCGUCGUUUGUUCUGUGGCUGUCAACACGGUGUGUAAACACCUUCACGGAACAGAACCUGGAGAGGGUUUCAGUAGUUGGCAGUGCACAGGUCUGCCUCUAGUAAUUAAAUAGCUGUGAAUGGGAAAGGUUUUAUGAUAUUCUCCCCGCUGUCCCUGGAGCAUUGCAGGGUAGAGCCCGGAAGAAAAGCCAGUCUCUGGUUGUUUCAUUGUACGGAGGACGGAGGCGGCUAAUCGGCGCUUGACGACCAUGGCAGCGGCAACCGUUGUGGAGGCUGACCCGGCAGGGAGCGAAGGAGGUGCCGCCUUCACUGGAGGGGAUAACCGGGGCUGGGAUGAGUCUCAACUCCGGACAUAUUCUUUCCCUACCAAGCCCAUCCCCAGGCUGUCUCAUACGGACCCCAGAGCAGAGAUGCUCAUAAAUAACGAGGAACCGGUGGUUUUGACGGACACAAACCUUGUCUAUCCAGCUCUCAAAUGGGACAUUGCAUACCUCGAGGAGAACAUUGGGAAUGGGGACUUCUCUGUUUACACUGCAGAAAAACACAAAUUCCUCUACUAUGACGAGAAAAAAAUGGCUCUUUUUGAGAACUUUGUCCCCAAGUCUCGUCGGACAGAAAUGAAAUUCUCAGAAUUUGUGGAAAAAAUGCAAAUGGUGGAGGAAAUGGGAGGAGAGGAGAGGGUUUAUCUGCAGCAGACCCUGAAUGACACAGUAGGCAAGAAGAUAGUUGUUGACUUUCUUGGUUUCAACUGGAACUGGAUCAACAAGCAGCAAGCGAAGAGAAAUUGGGGACAGCUGACAUCCAACCUGCUGCUCAUAGGCAUGGAGGGUAAUGUGACGCCAGCUCAUUACGACGAGCAGCAAAACUUCUUUGCACAGAUCAAAGGCCAGAAGAGAUGCCUCCUCUUCCCUCCAGACCAGUUUGAGUGUCUUUAUCCAUACCCUGUGCACCACCCCUGUGACAGACAGAGCCAGGUCGAUUUUGAUAACCCUGAUUAUGAGAGCUUUCCUAAUUUUAAAAAUGUGGUUGGCUAUGAGGCGGUUGUGGGCCCAGGAGAUGUGCUCUACAUCCCCAUGUAUUGGUGGCAUCAUAUUGAGUCUCUGCUAAACGGUGGAGUGACGAUCACUGUAAACUUCUGGUACAAAGGUGCACCAACACCCAAGAGGAUAGAAUACCCCCUGCGAGCUCAUCAGAAGGUGGCCAUCAUGAGAAAUAUUGAGAAGAUGCUGGGAGAAGCACUUGGAAACCCACAUGAGGUUGGACCUUUACUGAAAACCAUGAUCAAGGGGAGAUAUGAUCAGGAUCUCAGUUAGAGUCCACUACCCUGGAAGCUUGAGGAACUGUUUGUGUGUGUGCAAGAGAGACUGCUGCGUGUGGUUUCCUCAUUCUGACUUUGGAGUUAGGUAACGCUGCAUGGCAAUAAGCGGCCAUCUUGAAACCUGUUCUGCUUCAGUCUUCGAGUGCCAUGGUCGUUGCAAAUGUGAUCACAGAACAAAAAUCUUCUCAUGGAGAUGAGUCCUGCCUGAAGAAGUCUUGUUUUUUUUCUUGUGUUUUUGAAGAAGAAGCUGAAUCUGGCUUGAGUCUGAAUACAUUUGAAUGAAAAUCUGUGUUCUCCAGCAUUAUCAGAACUCAAGCUUAUGGGUCUUUAGUUGCAUUCUCUAACCUGAUGUUUGAGUUUUAAUAUUUGGAACAACCACGAUAUUUUGACCACUAAUGGAUGAGUUAAGGGGGAAUAUGUGUACAGUACAUAUUGGUUAAAAAUGAGGAAUUUCUUAUUAACACAUAGUGCCACAGUUGUGGAUGGAAAACACAUAGAAUGACCAGACUUUGCAUCUUUACCACAGUCAGCUUUUCAAGGGAUUUCAUUCCAACCUUUAAAGAUGAUGAAAGAUGAAAAGAUGAAAUGUCUCUGUGUAAUCUGGAUUAUCUCUCCUCCCACCUUAAACAGUUAAAGUGAGUGAUCAGUGGGAGUUUUUGUUUCUAAGAAAGGUUGGUUAAGUAAUAAAACACAGAAGUGCAGUGAUUAAAAACUCAUGUGAUCAGGAACAUGAUCAAACAUAUGUGUGGGUGUGGAGAAAGAGAGCUCAUAUAUUCAUCUGAAGGAGUAUGUGACUGCUUACAGCUAAGUUAUUUUAGCUGAGUUAUUGCUUUGUGUUUUAUUUAUGCGUUUGCUUGUUUGAAUUCUAUUUCAAGGUCUUUCUUGAAUGUGCUUCCCUGCCUUUUAGAAGUACUUGAGUUGGUGUGGACAACAAAUGCUAUAAUGCAGUUUCAGUUGCAAAUAUGGUUACAUGAAACAUGAAAGGAAAAUACUGUAAGUUACUUGUCUUGAGGAAAACUAAUCAAAGUAUUUACAGGCAAUAUUUUCUUGGGAGUUUGAUGCUUCAAUUAUGAGUUGUUAAAGUCAACUGCUUUAAUGAUUUAUUUAAUAUUUACAGACUGAUCUAGGAUAUUCUGCUGUGGUUGCACCUCCAUCUUGUGGUCAAGUUUGCAGUUGCAUGCUAAGCUUGAUGUGUCAUUUAGCUGGUCCAUGCACAAAACUGCUACAAUACAAAUCUUCAGUAUGUUGUGAUAAACUGAGCAGAUACAAUUAGAUAAUGCUGCAAUGUGUAGGGAAGUCUAGCUCCUCUGCUCCUAUGGUUACUGUAGGUUCAUGAAAACGCACAUAUUUUAACCACCAUGCAGCCAUAUUGUAAAGACGUGAAGGUGUUUACACUUUGAAGUGCUCUCUUGAACUGAUGGAAAAUUGACUUUAAACAAAAGAAGAGGGUAAUUUAAGUUUUGCUGUAUGUGCCAAAUUGGUAUAUAGUAGGUGUCUCCAUUUCAUGAAAGCUUUGUUUGCCCAUGAAACUAGAUGAAUCAGUGGAUUUAGACUGCACAAUAAAAAAGAAAACCAGCUAGCACUUAAUGGUUGCUGUUUUUUCAGACUUUUGUUUUGUAGGAAUAAGGUUAAACCUCUAAACUGCUGAUACAGCAUAGAUCUAGCCCCACUGGCUGCUCUAUAUUGGUUAUAAUAUGAGUUAUUUGUCAUUUGCUUGGUUGAUUCCUGUUUACAAUUAUGUGCCUUGCUUGAGAAUAGAAUGGCAUGUCAUAUUGCAAGAACUUGAUUUUUUGAGGUUUUAUUAAAUGGUUUAGAUGUUUGUUUUCAAUCUGGCAUUAAAAAAAAAACAGCUUUAAAGUUUGCAAAGACAAGGGUUCAUAGACAUAGAGGCAUGUUUUUAAGUGCUGAAUGACUGUUUUUGUUGUGAACAUACAGUAUGUGCUCUCCUUGUUCCUCUGAGUAAAGUUUGUUUGUCAAGCUCUUAAGACCUGUGGGAACAUGUGAUUUCUGAAAAAAGGUAUGACAUUUUCUGCUUUUGAAUAAAGUAAGAAGAGUGAAUAUUCCA
Notolabrus celidotus (New Zealand spotty) is the source of this 3384-nucleotide messenger RNA. RefSeq names its product hypoxia inducible factor 1 subunit alpha inhibitor (gene hif1an). The transcript is spliced from 8 exons. Bases 250 to 1314 code for a protein of 354 amino acids. Lineage: Eukaryota; Metazoa; Chordata; Actinopteri; Labriformes; Labridae. Gene Ontology annotation, biological process: negative regulation of Notch signaling pathway; peptidyl-aspartic acid hydroxylation. Gene Ontology annotation, molecular function: peptidyl-histidine dioxygenase activity; ankyrin repeat binding; [protein]-asparagine 3-dioxygenase activity. Gene Ontology annotation, cellular component: nucleus; cytoplasm. The record is from RefSeq and is a predicted model, not a curated record.